AUGGACUCGCUUGUUAACCCGAAGUCCAGGGAUGAAGUUGAUCCAGCACUCCAGGAGCUUGAAUCCCGCCAAGAAGAGAUUUUGAAACGCUUGCAUGAAUUGAAAGCUGCUGUGGAUGGGCUCUCAAAACUGAUCCAGACACCCGAUGCAGACUUUGAUGCCACUAACAUAAUUCAAGCUGAUGAACAUGCUCCUCUGACCGUCAGCUCUGCAGAACUUGAUAGUUUACUUGGCAAGGACUAUGGCGCUCUAAAGGAUAUCGUGAUCAAUGCCAACCCCUCUUUCCCUCCAUUAUCAUUGUUAAUACUCCACAGUUUGCUGUGUGAGAACUACAAGAUACUUUCAACUGUUCAUACACACUCAUCUGUGAAAAAAGUGCCAGAAAACCUCCUCAAAUGCUUUGGUGAGCAGACAAAGAAACAAUCGCGCCAUGAAUACCAGUUGGGAUUUACUUUAAUUUGGAAAGACGUGCCAAAACCCCAGAUGAAGUUCAGCAUUCAAACCAUGUGCCCCAUCGAAGGAGAAGGAAACAUUGCUCGGUUCUUGUUCUCCUUACUUGGCCAAAAGCAUAAUGCAGUUACAGCCACUCUGAUAGACAGCUGGGUCGAUACUGCCAUCUUCCAACUCCAAGCAGGAAGCAAUAAAGAAAAAGCAGCAGUUCUGCGAUCCAUGAAUGCAACCCUUGGCAAGACCUCCUGGCUGGUGGGCAAUGAAUUGACGGUAGCGGAUAUUGUGGCCUGGUGCGCCCUUCAGCAGACAGGGAGUACGGAUGCUGUUCCAGCCAACGUGCAGAAAUGGCUCCGAUCUUGUGAGAAUUUGGCACCUUUUAAUUCUGCUCUCAAGUUAUUAAAGUAAAUUUCUAUCCUGUGGACAGGCAACCAAAUUCAACGUUUUCUACAUCUUAUGUUCUGGCUAUGAAUCUGGGAUGUUUGUUGGACGAAUGAGAUUUUAGAAAUAGUCAAGCUGUAAUGCCAAUAAAGAUAUCAGAAUUGUC
Python bivittatus (Burmese python) is the source of this 994-nucleotide messenger RNA. The record is from RefSeq and is a predicted model, not a curated record. NCBI's taxonomy places the organism in Eukaryota, Metazoa, Chordata, Lepidosauria, Squamata, Pythonidae.